Molecule: messenger RNA, 4616 nt
Organism: Trichosurus vulpecula (common brushtail)
Lineage: Eukaryota; Metazoa; Chordata; Mammalia; Diprotodontia; Phalangeridae
Product: mitochondrial dicarboxylate carrier-like
Exons: 11
Coding region: 114-968 (284 amino acids)
Biological process (GO): succinate transmembrane transport; malate transmembrane transport; phosphate ion transmembrane transport
Molecular function (GO): thiosulfate transmembrane transporter activity; succinate transmembrane transporter activity; sulfate transmembrane transporter activity
Source: RefSeq, a predicted model, not a curated record
CUGCGCGUUGUCCCGUGCGCUGUGUGCCGUGCUCUGCCGGCUCGCCCUCGUCCCGGCUCUGGCCCGAGUAGCCCGGCGCAGCCCGGCGCAACUCAGCGCUUCGCGGCGCAGCCAUGUCUAAUAGGCGCGUGUCCCGCUGGUACUUCGGGGGGCUGGCCUCCUCCGGGGCCGCGUGCUGCACCCACCCGUUGGACCUGCUCAAGGUCCAUCUACAGACCCAGCAGAAGAUAGAGAUGAAGAUGACUGGGAUGGCGUUAAAGGUGGUGCGGACCGAUGGCUUCCUGGCCCUGUACAAUGGCAUCAGCGCCUCCAUCUGCCGGCAGAUGACCUAUUCCCUUACCCGAUUUGCCAUCUAUGAGUCAUUCCGAGACCGCCUGACUGCAGGGAACCAGGGGCCCAUCCCUUUCUAUAAGAAGGUGUUGUUGGGAUCUUUUGGAGGUUUUGCUGGUGGUUUUGUGGGGACUCCUGCAGAUAUGGUGAAUGUCAGGAUGCAGAACGACAUGAAGUUACCUGUGCACCAAAGGCGGAACUAUUCCCAUGCUUUAGAUGGCAUCAUACGUGUAGCCCGUGAAGAAGGCAUAACAAAACUGUUUUCUGGAGCUACGAUGGCAGCAUCCCGAGGGGCUCUUGUCACAGUGGGGCAGCUAUCUUGCUAUGACCAAGUCAAGCAGCUGGUCCUCAGCACAGAAAUGAUCUCAGACAACAUCUUUGCCCACUUCCUGUCCAGUUUCAUUGCCGGCGGGUGUGCCACCUUUCUGUGCCAACCCCUGGAUGUACUUAAGACUCGUCUGAUGAACUCCAAGGGGGAAUAUCGGGGUGUCAUUCACUGUGCUUUGGAGACAGCAAAACUUGGACCACUGGCCUUCUACAAGGGCUUUUUACCUGCUGGAAUCCGUCUAGUCCCCCACACCGUCCUCACCUUCAUCUUUUUGGAACAGCUCCGAUUAUACUUUGGAGUGGAUGCUUGAGCUGGGCUUGUUUUGGUGGGAGCCAUACAGAUGCUGCAAGGCUCCCAGUCAACCCAGAAUUCUUCCAAAGAGACCCAGGGAGGGAGUGCUUCAGCACCCUCUCAGGGGCCAGUACUUUCCACAUUCCUUUCUUGUUUUCCCCUUUUGUGUCACCUGUGUCCACUUUGGCUCAUGAGCGUGGUUGUCCCAAAGGUGUCAAAUCCUCACCUUCUCCCCCUCUCCCCCAAACUUAGGGAUCAAAAUGGUUUUUCAUCCUGUCCUGACAGAAGCCUCUUAAUCCUACCAGUCCCUUUCACUCCAUCUAUGUAGCCUAAUUUGCCUUAACUGUCCCCUUGGCCUCUCGUCUGGGCCCUCAGAAUGCUUUCUGUGCUUUACCCUCUGCCUCAUAGAAGGGGAGGUUCCAAUAUGUUUCGUAGCCAAUCUGAAAAAAACCUUGAAAUGUGACUCCUUCCCCCCACUGCUUAUUCCUCCCUCCCUAUCCUACCCUGGACUUCCCUUUGCUUUUAUACGAGUGGGGAAAAUAAAUGUUUACAGGAACUCUCCCCUCCUCCAAUCCCCGCUUCCUUUCCUUGGGAAUGUGAAGUACAUUCUGGUGGUGGUAGCCCUCCAGCCUAAAGAUCGGGUGGAGACGUCUUUCUAAAGCCUUCCUUACCCCGGGAAGUUAUAAAGUGCAAAAGUUUUUGUAGAGGAAAAUUAACUACUGUAAUUAACACUGAAUGGAUGGUAACCUUCCAUACUAUUUCGGUAGUCAAAGAGAGACUGAGGGGUAAGGUAAGGUAUAUCUUCAGUCUGUCAAUCAUAACAGAAUAUGGAGCAUCCAGAUUUGGCUUGGUACCCCGGGUGAACAUAUGUUUAGUUUCCUUCUUAGAUUAUUCUCAUUUUGGGGUGUAUUAAUUGGAGAAUUGAGCACUGUGAGCCUUAUUUUUUCCUCUUUUGACUGUGAAAGAGGAAAAUUGAUAUCCAACAGGUAUGGUUCUCCAUGGGUCUUGGUGAGAAAAAGAUGAUAGUUUCUUUUCCUCCCUCUCUCAUCCUCCCGGUGACACUUUCUCCCCCUCUCAUCAUUUCUACCGUAAAGUCCAUCAUGUCUUCCUAGUCUCUGUCCCUUUGCCACCCAGAUCAAAGGGGCUAAAACAUCACCCAGUCUGUAACAUUCCCUUACGCCACCACAGCUUACUGUCCCUUCCUCCCAAGUCAGAUCUCUAGUGGCCUCCAUUGCCAACUGCUCAGUGAUUGCUUUAAAGAUCAAAUUUUAGCCAAAACUCAGGCACCAAAUAGCUGCUGCUGUCUUCAGGGAUUUCUCCUCUCUGCCUUCUGCUUUCUCUUCUCCUCUCCCAAGCCCCCCAUCUCCUUACUUUAUGGUACCACAUUUCACCACAGCUACUGAGUGACUUGUGUUGGACAAAGGCUCAGGAGGCCUGGGGGUGGAAGGAAGCAGAUGUAUAUUUUGACUUUUUAUUUUUUCUCAGCCCUCAAUUCCCUACCUCCCUCAUAUUUGAUAUUACUUGUGUAGAAAGAAGUUGGACCAGUCAAGUUGGCUGAUUUCCAGCCAAACCAUUAUGGCACCCAUUUGGAGGUGUCUUUAUACCCCCACCCUGGGCUCAUUAUUUUUCUAGCUGACAUUAGUGUUCCUUUCUGCUUGUUGUCAACUACCCACCCUGUGGCCCUUAGGAAGGAUACUGUGUCCUCAUAUGUACUGUGAAAAUUUAGAGACAGGCAGAAUUGCCUAGUGGUUAGAGCCCUGGACUAAAGAGUUGGGAAGACCACUCACACUAGGCUCUUUUGACCCUGGUCAAGUCACUCAACUUGUUUGAGCCUCGAUUUCCUCGUCAUAAAUAUAUCAGCAGUAUCGUCAUAAAUCAUAAAGUAACACUAUAAAAACAAGUCUAAGGACAGCAUCUACUUGACAGGGCUAUGGCGAGGAUUAUAUUAGCUAAUGUGUGUUAUACACUAUUGAGAUGUGAGCUGCUGCUGUUACUGCUACUUACCUAUGUAUGGGAGCGGUUGCAGAUCAGUCAGGCAGCUUAUCGAUGAUUCAGAAUAGCUUCCAUAAACCAGUGGGAAAAGCUUUCCCUUUCUAAGUCAGUUUUUAGUGAGUUCAUCUCUUGGCAAACCAGCACCAACCAGGUCUUGAGAUUUAGAGAGUAUUCAAAGAAGACAUCGCUUGCCCUUUGAGCUUACAGCAUAUGAGGGGGAAGCAACUGGAAACUGAUUCUGGAACUACAGAGGAGAGCGUGGCCUGGACCAGAAACAUAUCUCAUAGGAACAGGUCUUUACUGAGGGCUGCCAUGUGCCAAACUAGAGCCAUGACCAAAUGGGAUAUUGUCACUGUCAUCUGGAUGUGAGGUACCUGCUCGUACGCAGUAGGGUAGAGUUUCUAUGGCAUUGGGGAAUCCUUGUAGCAGUCAUUUAGAAAAUUGGAUUUAAUAAGAUAAACAGCCUCAAUUACCGUGAGCUCCGUUGCCCACCUAUCACCACCACUCCCUGCACUCGAGGAAAAUGGAGCCAGGCUCUUUAUUCUAGUUCUUCUCUGAGUUUGUUCCCCACUUCCCGUGUUAGAUGGUUUCUUUGCGGUGUAUAGAUGCUUCUAUAUUAAGGGCUCAGUGCCACAUGUUCUUAGUCCUGAGCCCCCAGCUGGUGUUUAAAGGAGUUCAGAGCUAAGGAGUUCUGCUUGAUGAGGCCAAGAAAGGUAGUUAGCAGAAGGGGUGCAGAGAUUUGUCUUUGCUAAGAUUUCCAGAGAUUUCCUUUACCCUUCCUUGGUACGGUACAAGAAGGAGUGGGAGGGUCAUUCCACUGAGCUGAGUACCCAGUUUGAUUUACUUGACAUGGGUAAUGAUUUGGGUGGUAGAACUAACAGAAAAAGUUUGUAUCUGCAUUUAAAUUUUCAUUACCCUGUCUUUGUAAUGGCACAGGUCACUGCUGAACUAGCUUUUUCUGGUCCUGGUUUUUGCCCCCCUCUCCCCUAGAAAGUAGCUUUGGAUGAAUACAGGACUGUCACCACCCCACCCCCCAAAACAAAACAAAGGCUAGGGCUAGUCUCAGAGGAAUUGUUGAAAAUAACAUUGUGGAAUUUUAGAACCAGAAGUAGCUUGUAUUCAUAUGGUGUUGAACGACAAUGAAGCAUUUUGCCCAUGGCAUCAUGGGAUGGUGUUGAGAGUAGAUAGAUCACCAUUUUCCAGAUGAGGAAACAGGCCAAGUUGAAGUGACCGUUCCAAAUACAACACAGUAUAGCAAUUGAGGAUUAGGACUUGAAUUGGAUCUCUUGAACCAAGACCCCUCUUCCCAUAAUACCUCAGUACCUCCUGGAAGGGACCUUGAAGAUUAUCUAGUCCAGUUUCUCAUUUGUUUCUUGGUUGGCAUUUUUAGAUUUUUUUUUUUGGUUGAUCAGUCAUAUCUCAAUUUCCACCAACAUGAGCAUUCAAAUAUAUGAACAAAAAUGGGAGAUUAAAAACAAAUAUAAACUACUGAACAAAACCAUGCAAAAAAAAAAAGUGAUUGCAAGUGAUUGCACGUGUAACGAUAUUCAAUGUUAUUUACCAGUUGUUAAAAGAAACUAUUAAUUUUAACAAGGUUGUGUCAAUACUGUCUUUUGUAUUUAACAUGAAUUUUUUUGCAAUGGUCAUCUUCAAUUACAUAGUUGUAAUCAGUGUA